AUGUCACUCUCAUCAUUCGAAAUUGGUAAUCUCUUCUCAGUUAAGGGGAAGGUCAGUAUCGGAAGAGCUAUCACCACUGCAUUAGCAGUCAAUGGUGCCAAGGUCCUCAUCAUAGGUAGACGACUUGCGACUUUGGAAACCACCUCCAAGGAGAUCAGUGAACAAGCUUCCAAAAAUGAAGGUCAAGUCAUAGCUAUCGAGGGUGAUAUAUCUUCGAAAAAGGGGAUCGAAGAGGUAUACGAGAAAAUCAAAUCGUUGACUGAUAAGGUCGAUUAUUUAGUCAACAAUGCUGGGUUUGCCGCUGUAUACAAAGUACGAGCGAACAUUGACGAUCCCGUCGAAUUGGUAAAGAAAUUAUGGUCUAUUGAGGAGUCCGACUUCAACGACAUGACAAAAUACUUCAUGACAGCACCAUGGCUUCUCUCAGUCAAAUUGAUCCCCUUAUUCAAGAAAUCGAGUGACCCUGCGAUAUCCAAUAUCACUUCGAUUGGGGGACAAACCAUCGAUAGAUCAUUCACCCAUCCGGCUUACGCCGGUGCCAAAGCAGCUGGUAUGUCCAAAAUUCAUCUCACUCAACGACUGGCUGCCAAUUUCAUCCCAUUAAAAAUUAGAGUUAAUUCCAUAACCCCAGGUCUGUUCAAAUCGCAAUUGACCACCGGAUCAAGUGAGGUCAACGCACCUCUCGCCCCUGUCAUCCAACAACUGAUCAAAGCCGUACCAUCUGGACGAGAGGGUAGAUGGGAAGAGAUUGGCGGUGUAGCUCUCUUGCUCGCGACCCCUGCUGGAGCAUAUCUCAACGGGACGGACAUCGUGAUUGAUGGAGGAGCUAAGCUAGUGAGUAAACGUCACGUAAUGGGUCAACGAAUGCCGUAUAGCUUCUGA
Molecule: messenger RNA, 882 nt
Organism: Kwoniella mangroviensis CBS 8507
Lineage: Eukaryota; Fungi; Basidiomycota; Tremellomycetes; Tremellales; Cryptococcaceae
Exons: 10
Coding region: 1-882 (293 amino acids)
Source: RefSeq, a predicted model, not a curated record